AUGGUUUUAAUAGAUGACGAAUAUAUAAAAGAAAACAGAAAAAUAACUGCUUAUUUGUUAGCUGCUUUUCGUUAUGGUCUAGAGGCCUCAAAUCUGCGACCGCUGACGAGGCUACAGGAGAGACUGCAAAAGAAGUUAGGCGCAAAUGCAUAUCCGUUUUGGUUUCAGAUUCCGGCGCACUCAGCCUCCAGCGUCACGUUACAGCCAGCUCAGGGCGAUACCGGAAAGCCGUGUGGUGUGGACUUCGAACUCAAAACAGUUGUGGGAUGUCUUGAUGGGACCAGUGCCGAAAAACCGAAGAAACAGUAAGC
Molecule: messenger RNA, 311 nt
Organism: Gongylonema pulchrum
Lineage: Eukaryota; Metazoa; Nematoda; Chromadorea; Rhabditida; Gongylonematidae
Source: the annotation of a GenBank genome assembly